UUCACAAUGGAGGACCAGACAGCCGAGAUCAACGAACUCUUCGCAGUCCCAAAUACAACACUCGAACGCGAUGUCUUGGGCGAGCUCAAGUCAAUCCUGCGGAUUCACUCGCUUAGCCCUCAGGAAAUGUUCUUCAAAUGGGAAGCGUACAGCUUGAAGAUGGGCCCGAACACCCAGAUGAACUACAAGACGGCCAGGGAAUUCAAGAAGGAUCUUCAGGAUGCGCUGGAAAGAGAGUCGAGGGGCAAGGCACACAUGCAGAGCGCUCAGAAGAGGAGCACCAAUGGCACUGCGAGGAAUGCCAACACUGGCGAUGUCUUUGGCGUGUAUCGACGAAAUGACUUUGGCACUCCCUCAGCAAAAGCAUCCAAACUCAACCAGACAAGUUCUCCAGCAGGCGAAAAGACACCCACUCUCGGUGCUACGGUCGAACCACCUCAACUAGGAGCCAUACCCUUCGCCGAACGUCAAAAUGCCGGUCAGAUUGUCGAACAGCUCAAUGGCCACAUCGAGAUGCCCNCCGUGCCCUCAACAGCACCCACCGAAGCUCGCGUUAAGCUAAAAGCCAACACCGACAUGGCUAAGUUCGGCUACCGUCCUAUGGCCAUGAAGCUUUCAGAAGCCUCCGAGUUCCUCGACGAGCGCAUAGACGACUUUGUCGACAUCAUACAGAAACACCAUCAAUUGCAAUACUCUGCCUUUGGCAACCCCGCUGCUAUGAGUCCUACUCAGAUUGUAGCUGUGGGUCGUAUCGCUUCGGACACAAGUGAGGGGAGAAUGAACGCAGCAUCCAUGGUCUUGGAAACCAGCCGUCGCAUGGGUGCUGGUUUGCGUGUACCUCUACGUAUGGACAAGGGAGGAUACGACUUUUUCCCUGGCAAGAUUGUUGCUCUUCGCGGCAAUAACCCGUCAGGCGAAUAUUUCAGUGUCACCGAGGUUCUGGCUGUACCAUCGCUCCAGCCGCCGGCCACAGCACCCACCAGCAUUGACGUACACAAUGAACGCUUACAGAGCGACGACGGUACCGAGACGCGCCCUUUGAACAUCAUUAUCGGGGCAGGUCCCUACACCACAGACAGCGACCUCUCUUUCGACAGCUUACACGAACUCUGCUCGCAAGCCGCAGAAACCAAGGCCGAUCUUCUCAUCCUCAGUGGUCCUUUUAUCGACAUCGAACACCCCAAAGUUGCCAGUGGUGACUUUUCAUUACCUGCCGACACCAAGAUCGACCCUUCUUCUGCCACUCUUACAGAUGUCUUCCGCGUCCUUGUCUCUCAACCACUCUCACGCCUCGCCCAAACAUUACCUAGCAUUACCAUCAUCCUAGUACCGUCAGUCCGCGAUGCUGUCUCAAAACAUGUCAGUUGGCCACAAGACCGCCUGGCCCGCAAAGAACUCGGUCUGCCCAAACAAGCAACCUGCGUCACGAACCCCAUGACCGUGUCUUGCAACGACUUUAUGACUGCAAUCAGCAGCCAAGAUGUCCUCUUCGAGAUGCAAAGGCAACGCGUGGUCAGCGGUCUCAACAGCGAUGCCCUAGCCUCCUUGGCUCGCAAUCUUCUCACCCAGCGCCACUAUUUCCCAGUCUUUCCUCCACUGCCCAGAGAUGAAAAGGCGUUGACUGUGGGUGCUAGUUUGGACGUUGCGUACAUGAAGUUGGGCGAGAUACUGACCGUCAGCCCUGAUUUGUUGGUGUUGCCUAGUGUGUUGACGCCGUUUGUCAAGGUCGUGGAUGGAGUGCUUGUGAUUAACCCUGGACAGGCGAGUAAGAAGAGGGCUGCGGGUACUUAUGCGAGGUUGAUUGUUGGGCCGAGGGAGUUGACCGAGGAUGAGAGGGAGAAGGAUGAAGAUGUUGAUCAUCAAUUGUUCAAUAGAGCGAGAUGCGAUAUUGUCAGGAUAUAG
Aureobasidium uvarum is the source of this 1902-nucleotide messenger RNA. The record is from the annotation of a GenBank genome assembly. NCBI's taxonomy places the organism in Eukaryota, Fungi, Ascomycota, Dothideomycetes, Dothideales, Saccotheciaceae.